UUCGUCGGGAGAGAGCGAGAAGUUGACCGUUAUAAUUAGGCUGCGUUUGUUCUCAAGGGUUUUGUCGAGACGCGCAAGUUCCUCCUCGCCGCCUCCCAGUCCAAGAAGCUCGACAUGAACUCGGCCGACUUCCAGGAGGCUAUCAAGCCUAUCAGCGACGCCAUCCAGGCCGCUCAGGAAAUCAAGGACAAGAACCGCGGUUCUCCCUUCUUCAACCACCUCGGCAUGGUGGCCGACGGCAUCAUGCUCCUCGCGUGGAUCACUGUUCAGUCUAGGCCUCACAAGCUCAUUGAUGAAAGCCUUUCCUCUGCCGAGUACCUAGGCAACAGAGUCAUGCAGGCAAACAAAAACACUGAUCCCCAGCAUACCGAAUGGGUCAAGACCUUCUACCAGAUCUUCAAGGACUUGUCGGAAUAUACCAAGGAGUACUACGACAACGGCAUUGUGUGGAACCCUAACGGCAAGUCUUACAAGGAGGUUGUUCAGAGUCUUGACUCCGGCAGCGCUCCCUCUGCACUACCCGCGCCUCCAGCCCCAGCCGGAGGUGCUCCCCCUCCGCCCCCUCCUCCUCCUGGACCUCCCCCGGUGCUCAAGAUCAAUGAGCAGAAGGCGGAACCGGCCCAGGCCGGUGGUUUCAGUUCCCUCAUGUCUGAGCUCAACAAGGGCGAGGCAGUUACAAAGGGUCUCAAGAAGGUCGACAAGUCGCAGAUGACACACAAGAACCCUUCUCUCAGGGUGGGAUCAACCGUUCCCGAUGGACCAGCGACACGUUCCAAGAGCCCUGCGCCCCCUGGAACCAGGCCGCCCAAGCCUGAGAGCAUGCGUGCGAAGAAGCCUGCAAAGAAGGCGCUCGAGGGCAACAAGUGGAUCAUCGAAAACUACGAUGCUGCCGCUGGCAACGUCGAGAUCGAGGCCUCCAUUUCCCAGUCGAUCCUCAUCAGCAGGUGUAACGGUGUCGUCAUCGUCGUCAAGGGCAAGGCCAACGCUGUCAACAUCGACAACUGCGACAAGGUGUCGCUUAUCGUGGACACUCUUGUCUCGACUGUCGACGUUGUCAGGUCCAAGAACUUCCAGCUUCAGGUCAACGAGACGAUUCCCACCGUGCUCUUGGAUCAGGUUGAGCAAGCCACGAUCUGGCUGAGCAAGGAGAGCAUCUCGACAAGGGUGUUCCAGAGCAAGACGGACAACGUCAACAUUAUGGUUGUGGACGAGAACGACGAUUCCAAGGAGCUUCCUCUUCCCAGCCAGAUUUGCUCGUACUAUGAUCCCGAGAAGAAGGAGCUUAUCAGCGAGAUUGUUUCUCACUGUGGUUAAAUCAUGUGUCAUCAUCGUUGCUUAGUCGAGAGAAUGCCGGGAAAAGGGGGUAGCUUGAUGCAGGAUGGCGUUUGGUUCUGAUCGUGAGCGUUGUUGUUACAUAUUCUUCAACCUACAUAAUAGCAUGCCUUGACUUGAAUAUCAAUAGAUGGCAUGUUC
Neurospora tetraspora is the source of this 1473-nucleotide messenger RNA. RefSeq names its product adenylate cyclase associated N terminal-domain-containing protein. Gene Ontology annotation, cellular component: cytoplasm. Gene Ontology annotation, biological process: actin filament organization; cytoskeleton organization. Gene Ontology annotation, molecular function: actin binding; adenylate cyclase binding. The record is from RefSeq and is a predicted model, not a curated record. The transcript has 2 exons. The coding region runs from base 115 to 1314 and encodes 399 amino acids. Lineage: Eukaryota; Fungi; Ascomycota; Sordariomycetes; Sordariales; Sordariaceae.